Molecule: messenger RNA, 2346 nt
Organism: Malassezia globosa CBS 7966
Lineage: Eukaryota; Fungi; Basidiomycota; Malasseziomycetes; Malasseziales; Malasseziaceae
Exons: 1
Coding region: 1-2346 (781 amino acids)
Biological process (GO): ubiquitin-dependent protein catabolic process; establishment or maintenance of cell polarity
Cellular component (GO): MUB1-RAD6-UBR2 ubiquitin ligase complex
Source: RefSeq, a predicted model, not a curated record
AUGUUUUCUAACAAAAAAUCAGCGCUGGAUUGUACGGCGACAUUGCCGCUUGUCAAUUCAUUGAACCACUUUGCAUACCUUGCAUCUACAUCACCGCGGAUCCGCGAAAUGGUCAUGCUCGAUGGCGGUCUAGAGAGGCUCAUCCACAUCCUUCGUCGUCCGCCCCAAAAUGUAUCUGGAAUGAUGAUGUUUGAUCGGGCGUCCUCUUCCUUGAAUGAGAUUCAGGCUAAUUGGAAAUGGAGUCUGGCGUUCCAGUGCGUUGUCAACAUUGGCGUGCGUGGUAGCGAGGCUAUUCGAACGCGCGUCGUUGAAGCAGGUAUGGUGCCGAUUAUCAUCAGAGUUCUAGACAACUAUUUAAUGACAAGUGAUCUGAUUCAUAUCCAGCAACGCAAGGCGCUCGCAGCUGUACGGGAGUGGCCUGCUUCACGACAAGGGUCGCAUCACUCCUUAUACCCCCCUCAGCCUGCCACUGUUUCAACGGUGCCGCGGCCUGCGACUCCCAUGGAUAUGGAUACGAUUCACCCGCCUGCUGAGCACACUUAUUGGACAGUCGACGCAGACCGCCAGGCCUCACGUGAACUGCUUCCGCUGCACAAUAGGAUCGCCGGCGAUGCAAGUGCAAGCGCAAGUGCUAGUGAGUGUGCCGAAGACACCGAAAUGUUCCAUGAGGAAGGCGCAAGUCCCAGUGCAUCAGAGCUUCUCGCGCCCAAGAAUGAUGCGCCAGAAUCAGAAACACCUCGCGCGCCUCGCACAUCUACUUUGCGAGCCGAAGCUGAUUCACACAUUGAUAUGGCUCACACACCACGUGCUGGAGCGCAUAACGCAACGAUGCCAGACGCCAUGCAGCAGGACGAGGAUGUUCACUUGUGGCAGACACCUACGCCAGUAUUGAACCCUCGUGAAGUCGCGCCUGUGCCGCCGCCUGUAUACCGCGAAGAAGAGGUCCUUCUUAGUCUUCAGCUACUCGCUUAUUUAUCGAAGUAUCCACACGUUCGACACUUUUUUCACAAUGCUGAUGUGCGCGAAGACAUGAUUUUUUGUCCGGAAUGGCCUGAAGAGACCCUGCCGAACAGAUCUUGGCAGCCUAGCGAUUUGCCUCAGUCCAAUGUAUUUUCCGUGGCGGAACGCUUUACCCACCGCCCGACUCGGAGUUCCACCACACCCAACGUCUUAUGCUCGCUCUACCCACGACUCGCUCCAGAUAUUAAGUACUGGGCUGGUGUUGUCAUGCGCAACGCUUGCCGAAAAGACGAGUCACGUGGCGGUAUUCGGCAAUGUGCCAAUAUGCUGUGUGGAAAAUGGGAGGCAUAUCCGCGGGAAUUUGCCAAGUGUCGCCGCUGUCGCAAGGCCAAAUACUGCAGCAAGCAGUGCCAGAGCAAAGGUUGGCAAAUGGGACAUCGGUUCUGGUGUAGUGCGCGCUCAGAUGAUGACAAAACGCGCGGUACACACGAAUCGCGAUCCAAUGUCCAUACGUCUGUGGCGCUAGACGUGUCUCCCAACAAUGAUGGGCAUGCCGCAGGUACUACGCAGUUGCCACGGGACCCAACGAAUGCCAGGUCUGAACGAGACACAGUCUAUUCGCGCCCAUUGGGACCGCGGCAUGUCCCGUCGACAUUCCGCGAGAAUCAGAUGCCAUCGUUACGCGGCGUCAGUGCGGCGAGCGCUGAUUCCACAGAUCUGACAGAAUUAAGCGACGAUGGUACCAGACAGGGCGAGACAUCUUCAACCACGAGUCCUGCAGGCACGAAUCAUGCCUCGACUGCUGCAGCACAACGAACACUCCCUGCACCAGUCAUUGCUGGCGACUUGACAAUUCAAGAAGCAGAUCCAGCCACAGCCACGUUACAAGCACAGGAGGCACAAAACAUCCAGGAACACGGUCCCCUUGACAUUGUAGCGGCAUCCUGGCCGCCGCCACCCCCCUCUGUUGUAUCAUCAACGAGUGCUGCUGAUAUGACGCCAUCGUUACAGUCGCAGCCUCAGUCGCAGUCUCAAUCAGUGCAGCCAUCUGUUCGUUCUACAACCGAAACACAUUUUGAUCUGGGCAUUACACUCCCAUCUUCAGGUCAGCUCACUACGUCCCAUAUUCAUGACGGGGAUCAUUCUGUGUCUACACGUUCACCCUAUACGUCGCCAUGGCAAAACAUGGCAACACCUACAGCAUUUCGCAGUGCACACCAUGCCCCGCGAGCCAUGUCGAUGUUUAGCACAGUGACGUCUUCGCCAGUAGCCAUUGGCGAUGAAACGGUUCACGAAGAUCCACCAGCAAUCACUCCCACGAGCCAGUGGCUUCCUUCUUGGCAUGCUCAUGAUACGGAACCCUCACGUCUAUCGGACCCCCAGUAA